AUUCUUCCACAUGGAGGCGGACCGUCAGAGCAGGGCGGCUUUUAGUCACUGACAACAGGCUGAACAGAGCUGCAAACCUUUUGCCUUGAGAAGGGAAAGUGGGUUUUCCUCUGUCAGUGAAUGAGAAUGGAGAUAGCAGAGAGACAAGAGUGGACAGCCAGACAGGGAUCCACUCUGCUGGGGACAGGGACAAGAGGAUAUCCACAGGAGCAUCCAGACCAGUCCACAAAGUGUACAGCAACUAAAAGGAAAAUAACUGCUGGAGUUAUUCUGAUCACGUUACUGGCUUUAAUCCUAGCAGUCAUAUUGAUCUUGAAACUACACUGUGAUUUAAAAGAUAACACCUGUAAGAAUAGGUGUCUUUCUGGGAAAAGAAACACCAAGUCAUCGUGUCACUGUGAUGCAGCAUGUGUGCAGGAAGGCAACUGCUGCCUUGACUACAAAGAAGUGUGUGUUGAACCCAGUCAACUAUGGACAUGCUCCAAAUUCCGUUGUGGUGAAGAGAGGUUACCCAGCAGCCUUUGCUCUUGUGCUGCAGAUUGUGGUCAAAAAGGCGAUUGCUGUACAAAUUACUACAGCAUGUGUAAAGGAGAAAAGGCAUGGCUAGAAGACGAAUGCGAUGAUAUCAAGACACCCCAGUGUCCUGAAAGUUUUUCCAAACCACCACUAAUUCUAAUAUCACUGGAUGGCUUCAGAGCAGAGUACUUGAAUGUUUAUGGAGACUUACUGCCAACCAUCAAAAAGCUAAGAAAAUGUGGAACUUCUGCAAAAUAUAUGCGUCCUAGUUAUCCUUCAAAGACCUUCCCCAACCAUUACACCAUUGUAACAGGUCUGUAUCCAGAGUCACAUGGGAUUGUGGACAAUAAGAUGUAUGAUGUUAACCAGAACGCCACCUUCAGUUUGAAAGGAAAAGAGAAAUUUAAUCCAGUUUGGUAUCAUGGUGAACCAGUAUGGCUCACGGCCAUGAGCAACGACCUUAAAGCUGGGACAUUCUUCUGGCCUGGAUCAGAUGUACUGAUUAAAGGACAAUUUCCAAAUUUGUAUAAAGUGUAUGAUGGAACAAUUCCAUUUGAAAAGAGAGUGAUGACCAUUUUUGAAUGGUUGAGUUUGCCCCAAAGAGAAAGACCAGACUUUUACACUUUAUAUUUGGAAGAGCCUGAUAGAUCUGGACACAUCUAUGGACCAAUGAGCGGCAAGGUGGUUGAGGCUCUAUUGAAGGUUGAUGAGAUUAUGCGGUUGAUAAUGGAUGGUCUCAAGCAGAGAAAACUCCAUAAAUGUGUAAACCUGGUUCUCCUGUCAGAUCAUGGAAUGGAAGAAGCUUCAUGCAAAAAAGCUGUUUAUGUGUCAUCAUACCAGGACAACAUUGAUGAUUUCAUAGUCAUCCAGGGUCCUGCUGCACGAGUCCGACCCAAACGCCUUCCAGAAGAGUUUUUCACUUUCAAGUAUGAAGAGCUAGUGAAGAAUCUGUCGUGCAGAGCUCCUGAUCAGCCAAUGAAGCCUUAUCUAAAAGAGCAUCUUCCUAAACGACUCCAUUUUGCUAACAAUGUCCGUAUAGAAAGAGCACAUCUCUACAUGAAAUCUCAGUGGCAAGCAGCCCUCAAGCCAAAUGAAAUUAAGUACUGCAGUGGUGGCUUCCACGGUUCAGAUAAUGUCUUCAGAAACAUGCAGACCAUUUUCAUUGGAUAUGGACCAGGAAUGAAGUACAAAACAACUGUAGCUCCCUUUGAAAACAUAGAAGUGUAUAACCUUCUUUGUGAUUUGUUGGGAAUUCCCCCUGCCCCUAACAAUGGCACUCAUGGAAGUCUCAACCAUCUACUGAGGAACCCACUUCAUCAUCCAGUCCACCCUCCUGAGAUCUCUCCAGCCUCCAUCUGUUCCACUAUUGUUGUGUCUCGGAGUGAUGACCUUGGCUGCUUCUGCAGGUUCCACAACAAAUCUGAGGUGGAAUAUCUCAAUCGCCGUCUGAUUAGUUCAAACCCAACGACCAAACAUCUUCAUCUGCCAUAUGGGGUACCACGAGUUCUACAGGAGAAUGCAAACUACUGUGUGCUUCAGCAUUCUUCCUACAUCAGUGGAUACAGCAAAGAUAUCCUCAUGCCUCUCUGGGUUGCAUAUAGUCUAGAACCACUGUCUGGUGUGCAACCUCUAAAUUCCUCACAGGAAGAGUGUGUUCGUGCUGAUGUGCGUAUUCCAGCUGAAGCAAGUCAGUCCUGCUUCUCCUACAAGGACAACCAAACUCUGACUAAUGCAUUCCUCCAUCCUCCCAAUUUGGCCUUAAAUGGAACGGAGUCUGACUCACUCAUCACAAGUAACAUGGCACCGAUGUUUACAAUUUUCAAAGGAAUUUGGGAUUAUUUCCACAAUGUCCUUGUGGUAAAAUAUUCCACAAAUCUGAAUGGUGUAAAUAUCAUAAGUGGACCAAUAUUCGAUAGAGACUUUGAUGGAAAAUAUGACAUCAUGAAACGGAAGACAAAGAAUAAGGCACCUGUACCUACUCAUUUCUUUGUGAUUCUGACGAGCUGUAAAAACUCAUCUCUGGCUCUACAGAAGUGUGAAGGUCCGAUGGAGACGGUAUCUUUUAUUCUGCCUCACCGUCCAGAUAACACUGAGACAUGUCAUAAUGGGAGUGAAUAUUCUUGGGUUCAAAACUGGACUCAACUUCAUGUUGCACGGAUACGAGAUAUUGAACUUCUAACUGGGCUGAGUUUUUAUCCUGACCUUUUACCAGUUGAAGAUGCAUUACAACUCAAAACCUCUUUGAAAUCUUUUUAGUAUUUUAAUUCUAGUAACUAUAUGAGGACCUCAUGUCAUGACUGAGUCUAGAUAACUUCUGUCUGAAUGAGCAGCUACUGUAUAAGGACCUGUCUUCAACUCUUUCCAAAGAAAAUAAGCCGGAGAUGCUUUAUAAAUGAUUUAUAUCGCUAAUGCAUCUUUGACCAAAUAUUCUGUUUAUACUUUUUUAAAUGUUGUGUAUUUAUAUUUUUAAAAUGCCUAUCAUUUUAAUAUAAAAAAGCAAAUGCAGCUAAAAUCAUACUUGCAUAUAGACAAAGUAGGUUUAUUACAUAU
Molecule: messenger RNA, 3066 nt
Organism: Neoarius graeffei (lesser salmon catfish)
Lineage: Eukaryota; Metazoa; Chordata; Actinopteri; Siluriformes; Ariidae
Gene: enpp1
Product: ectonucleotide pyrophosphatase/phosphodiesterase 1
Exons: 25
Coding region: 121-2772 (883 amino acids)
Biological process (GO): ATP metabolic process; inorganic diphosphate transport; nucleoside triphosphate catabolic process
Cellular component (GO): cell surface
Molecular function (GO): phosphodiesterase I activity; dinucleotide phosphatase activity; nucleic acid binding
Source: RefSeq, a predicted model, not a curated record